AUGAUUGAGGAUGUAUAUAAAAACUGCGUAGCGAUGGUAAAGUCCGAAGAAAAACUCUCGCAAUAUAUAAAGAACCAAUACGACCAAUUUACUCCGCCAACACUGAAACAGGAAAAGGGUGAUGUUAAUGCCAGCGGUACCAUUGCGGACAUCAGCUCACCAGACAGUUUACCCGACUAUGAACGACCAGCUCCGAGAAAAAUCGAUGAAUAUAUCAGAGCAGAGCUACCUUAUCUCAGCAAGAGAGCUACGAACAACACUUGGACUCCGGAAACACUUUCAGCGGUCGACGCAGCCAUCUUCUGGGGUUAUUUCGUGACACAAAUCCCUGGUGGCCUAAUUGCGGCAGCGUAUCCAGCCAACAAGUUAUUUGGAGCUGCAAUAGCAUCAUCCUGUAUUCUUAACCUUAUUAUUCCGGCUGUUUAUCAAAAACCGGACGUUCUUAUCGUUGUUAAAGUUAUGCAAGGAUUAGUAGAGGGCGUUACCUAUCCAGCAUGUCACGGUAUAAUGAGACAUUGGGCCCCUCCAUUAGAAAGAUCCCGUCUAGCAACCCUUGCCUUUAGCGGUUGUUAUGCAGGGGUUAUGUUCUCAAUGCCAAUUUCUGGUGAACUUAUAGAGCACUUCGGACCUCUAGCUCCGUUCUACUUUUACGGGGUAAUGGGUAUAUUUUGGUAUGUUUCCUGGCUUUGGUUAGUUUUUGAGAAACCAACGUACCAUACUUGUAUAGAUAUCAAAGAAUUAGCCUUCAUAGAAAAUUCUCUAGGUACUGCACAACAACACUACGUAACUCCAACUUUAACUAACACACCAUGGAAGUCAUUCUUCACAUCAUUACCUUGUUAUGCCAUCUUCGUAGCGAAUUUCUGCAGAUCGUGGAACUUUUAUUUACUAGUUUUAUUUCAAGCGUCAUAUUUUCAAGACAGUUUUCAUUCAGGAAUGACGGAAAAUGCUUUAUUGGGAGCGUUACCACAUUUGUUGAUGACUGGAAUUGUGCCCACUGGAGGAAUUUUGGCAGAUCGUCUGAGAAAAAAAGGCAUACUCACCACAACUCAAGUUAGAAAACUUUUUAAUUGUGGAGGAUUUGGCAUGGAAGCCACGUUCUUCCUUAUAAUGGCCUAUUCUCAUACGAUAACACAGGGAAUGACAGCUCUUUCAAUAGGAGUUGGUUUCAGUGGAUUCGCCAUAUCUGGCUUCAACGUCAAUCAUCUUGAUAUAGCUCCGAGAUACGCCAGUAUUUUGAUGGGAAUGUCAAACGGGAUUGGAACCAUAGCUGGAGCGAUUGUACCAUAUGUAGUUCAUCUUAUAGUAAAACAUAAGAAAAAAGAAGAAUGGAGAAUAGUUUUUAUAAUAUCAGCCCUUGUCCAUUAUUCGGGAAUUAUAUUUUAUGGGUUAUUUGCCUCAGGAGAACUUCAAGAAUGGGCAGACCCAAAAUUUGAAGAAGAAAAGCAAUGGAAUCAAAUGAAUGAAGCCAUGCCAAUUAAAAAACCACCCCCUCAAAAUGGGUUAGUUCAACGUCAAUCCAGCAACGCCUCCAACUACGGCUCCGUCGAAACACCUCUUCCGCCACGACCUCCAAGACCACCAUCACUUACAUCUCAAACGUUCUCACAAGAAACAACCACCGAAUCUCAGCCGGAAGCGCCGAUGGUUCCCGCCGGAAACCCCUUCCGGUCAUCUUCAAAUCCAUUCCGGCAGGAACCCGUACAACCAACGGCUCAAGAUCAGUAUUUACACGGCUCCAUCACCGAUAGAACGUAUUAG
Messenger RNA from Diabrotica balteata, 1761 nucleotides. Lineage: Eukaryota; Metazoa; Arthropoda; Insecta; Coleoptera; Chrysomelidae. The record is from the annotation of a GenBank genome assembly.